ACGGACAAUCUGACGCAAAAUCCGACGGUUUGCGGUAGGCCCCGGUCUAGAACCGCCAUGAACCGUGAACUCUCGACUCAAGCUCGAGCUCUGUUUGGCUGAAAGAAAGCUCGUCUGUCGAAACCAACAGGUAGUGCCGGUCUCCUGUGAAUUAAUUGGUGCAGGCCUAGUUUCCAGCGCCGUUCUUAGGGAAUACUCAGCCGUCACUUUCGCCGCGCCACUCGCAACGUAACACGAAGUGUGUAACAUAUGAGGAUGUAACAUAUACGAUGUUCACGAAGGGCUAACCCAGCCGCUGCGAGGCUCUGGUCAACCCCCGGUUUGCCCACGGGAAUGCCGGAAGGGGGUGUGUUACACGCAGUAGCUCCCCUCCCGUUUCUUCCGACCCUGCAGGUAUUCGCUGACGUGGAAAGCACCCGUGCCAGCAAGGCAGCAGACCUUGCUAAAGUGGGACGGAUCGGUGGUGAUGGCAAGGGAGUUUGCGGAAUUCCUGGAGAGCUUUGAGGUGGCCGAGGCUUUCCAUAGGAGGGGGACUGCAGCUCUUUCCUCCUUCCAGUCAGCGCAUGAGCAGUUUUACCGUUCCUCUGCUGAAGCCAUAUCAGGCUCCCCUCUUGUAUCCAGCAUCCUAGAUUCCUUCCAGAAGUCACCUAUGUCCAACCCACCCGCAGCAUCAUCAGCAUCAGCAUCAUCAGCAUCAGCAUCAGCAUCAGACACACAUCCAACGUCUACUUUAUCAUCAGCAUCAGCAUCAUCAGCAUCGGCAUCAAACACACAUCCAACGUCUACUUUAUCAUCAGCAUCAGCAUCAUCAGCAUCGGCAUCAAACACACAUCCAACGUCUACUUUAUCAUCAGCAUCAGCAUCAUCAGCAUCGGCAUCAAACACACAUCCAACGUCUACUUUAUCAUCAGCAUCAGCAUCAUCAGCAUCGGCAUCAAACACACAUCCAACGUCUACUUUAUCAUCAGCAUCAGCAUCAUCAGCAUCGGCAUCAAACACACAUCCAACGUCUACUUUAUCAUCAGCAUCAGCAUCAUCAGCAUCGGCAUCAAACACACAUCCAACGUCUACUUUAUCAUCAGCAUCAGCAUCAUCAGCAUCGGCAUCAAACACACAUCCAACGUCUACUUUAUCAUCAGCAUCAGCAUCAUCAGCAUCGGCAUCAGGAUCAGCAUCAUCAGCAACACUGUCACGGUCAAUAUUGCCAUCAUCCCCUCUGGCUGAAUACAUGGCUGCUGGCUGCACCUGUCCGUCAAAGCAGCACAAAGCUGCUAUCGCAUUGCACACCUCCCUCACCCUGCUCCAACAGCUGGUGGAGCUGACUCAGGAGACCGUGUCAGAAAUGGAGGAGAUCUGUCACACCGCUGCAUCUCGCUUGCUUCAGGGAAAUCUGCACGGUUCAGCCCAGCUUAUGGCGGCUCAGCCCAUAGCUGCUCUUCAUUGCUCAUUCAUAAGCAAUGAUGGUGCCGCUCCUGGUUCUGCUGCUGCUGCUGCUGCUGCUGCUGCUGCUGAUGCUGGUGAUGCUGAUGGUGCUGGUGAUGGGUGUAACGCUGCUGCCACAAGCACCAGCUCGCAUGGUCCUUGUGACGAUGGCAGCGACUGCAUCACUGGUAGUGUUGGUGACGAUUCAGACAGCCCAAUGCAGGCAUGCGAUGGCAGCGGCAAGAAUAACUCGAGGGGAGAGGCAGCAGGCACAAGGAGCGGUGUUACAUUACAAGCGGACAUGGUAACCAUGAUGGCAGCUGUGCUGGGGAUGCUCAAGAAGGAUCUACAAAUGAAGCUCACUAUUAUUGAGGACCUCUCGCUCUCCACGUCAGCUACCCAUGUGGCAUCGUACUCGAUGAUGUGGCAGCUUCGGCCGUUUGUGGAUGAGAGGGUAAUGAAAGAAGCUACAAGAUGGGCUAGUAGGAUGAAAGUGUAGAAUUCAAAGUAGUAUUCGUGGAAACUCAGAAUACACUAAAUGACCAAUUAUUGCAAAACAUGUAGUUUGUGUGACAUCAUUAUAGUUGCUUAUUAGAGGUU
Messenger RNA from Closterium sp. NIES-67, 2022 nucleotides. Lineage: Eukaryota; Viridiplantae; Streptophyta; Zygnematophyceae; Desmidiales; Closteriaceae. The record is from the annotation of a GenBank genome assembly.